ACUAUUUGGAAAGAGGAAGGGAAGAGGAGGAGCGAGGACCCAUGGCGGCGCUGGUUGCUGUUUGCAGUGAUCUAGGGAUGAAAAAGUUGGCGGACUUCAUAAAGCCAGCUCUCUACCUCAGAGAUCCUAAGAUUCACGCGGGGCUGUGGAGAAGUUGUUCACAAUAUACACAGGUAGCCAGCAAUGAGGACCUGCCCAUUCCAAUGGAAAAUCCUUAUAAGGAGCCUCUUAAAAAAUGCAUCUUGUGUGGAAAACGUGUAGAUUAUAAGAAUGUACAGCUUUUGUCGCAGUUUAUAUCUCCAUUUACUGGAUGCAUUUAUGGAAGGCACAUAACAGGUCUUUGUGGGAAGAAACAAAAAGAAAUCACAAAAGCAAUUAAGAGAGCUCAAAUACUGGGGUUUAUGCCAGUUAUAUACAAGGAUCCUGCAUAUCUCAAAGACCCUAAAGUUUGUAACAUCAAGUAUCGGGAGUAAAUUACAUGUCUUAUCAUCAAUAAACAUAUUUUACAAUAA
Messenger RNA from Suricata suricatta (meerkat), 512 nucleotides. RefSeq names its product mitochondrial ribosomal protein S18C (gene MRPS18C). Gene Ontology annotation, cellular component: ribosome; mitochondrial small ribosomal subunit. Gene Ontology annotation, molecular function: small ribosomal subunit rRNA binding; structural constituent of ribosome. The transcript has 6 exons. NCBI's taxonomy places the organism in Eukaryota, Metazoa, Chordata, Mammalia, Carnivora, Herpestidae. The record is from RefSeq and is a predicted model, not a curated record. Gene Ontology annotation, biological process: mitochondrial translation. The coding region runs from base 42 to 473 and encodes 143 amino acids.